CUAUAGCUAGUAUAGAUCGAAAAAUAUGAUAUGAGACUAGUGAGACCGUCAAACCUGAAAGUAAAUAAAAUCCACGUGUUCUCAAAAUGAUCUUGGGAGUGAUAUUAUCCUUUGAGCUGUUUUUAUCCAGUGCUGAAGCUGGGGCAAUAGUGUCGCCUGAGGUCAGUCCAAAGGCUGCUCUAAAAAGUUUGGAUAAGCUACUAGAUGAACUCAAAAUCCUGGAGGAAGGUCGGCAAGAAGGCUUAAAAAAUGCGACUGGAAACCCAAAAUAUAAAACGGACCCUCGAAUGGUUGAAUUUCUAUCUGCCUUAUCGCUGGUAGAUUCCCUCUUUGUGGUAUAUCACAAAUACUAUAACGCGAUCAACACAUUGAUCCACUCGGAUGAGAAGUCAGCGGCCGCUCAUGAGGCAUUAGCAACCAUCAAAACAUCAAGACAGCAAUCCAUCCAACUUGCUAAGGUCAUACAGACAAGAGCAGGGAAUUUUAAGCUCGAUUCGCCCGGUUUAAGCGCAGACAAAAACUUGAACUUCUUACAAACCGUAUUUGAGGCCACUCACUUGAAAAACGAGGAAAUUGAGGCUCAACUUCGCACGGACUUCUACAGCUCACCAUUUACAAAGUAUAUGACUGAUAUGCCAGUUAUGCCUGAUGUGUCCGACAUUUCAUAAAAUGAUGCCCUCUUUCACAUUAAUUCACAUGUAAGACGGACCGCUGUGAGUCGAAAAGCUGCCCCCAAAAGCGCAGGUCAGUUGAUGAGCGAGCUUCAGGUCUUAGAGAAGAUUCGCCAAGACUCUUUGAAAAAAGCUUUCGGAAAUCCAAAAUACAAAGCAGAUCCCCGCAUGAUGGAAAAUCUUUCCGUCCUUUCUCUAGUCGACUCUCUUUUUCUUGAGUACCACAAUUACUACAACGCAAUGAACAAGUUGAUUCGCUCCGAUGAAGAAUCGACGGCUGCUCACCAGGCUUUGACUACCAUCAAGAGCUCCAGGGAACGUUUAAUAAAACUGUAUAAAGCCGUGACAGAGAAGGGAGGAAAACUCCAGAAACCCAAUGUUAGCACGGACAACCAAAUGAACUUGUUAGAGACCGUAUUUGGCAAGACUCUCAAGAAGAACGACGAAAUUGAGGCAGAACUUCGCGUUGAAUUUGAAAAAUCUCCGUUUAUAAACCAUAUGAAAAAUAUGCCGAAUCUACCGAACGAGUCUCCGUUUUAAUUCAAUCCACCUACACUCUCUUCCCCUCUACUCCUCGCUCCUCGCUCCUCUCUUCUUUCUCCGUCUCUUUCCCUCCACUUCUUAUGUGCGUAAACCCAUUUGUGUUUACAUGUAUAUAGUGCUGAUUGUCGUUUAUUGUGAAAAAUAUACAUUAUGCUAUAAAAAUUCAAA
Bemisia tabaci is the source of this 1382-nucleotide messenger RNA. NCBI's taxonomy places the organism in Eukaryota, Metazoa, Arthropoda, Insecta, Hemiptera, Aleyrodidae. The record is from RefSeq and is a predicted model, not a curated record.